CUUCCAUUUCCACUCCCCGUCGUGUCGCUUCCUCCCUCUUCCUCCGGAGCUGCGAAAUUUUGAGACCCAGCCGGGAAAGCGGAGGCGGAGACUACCCACCCCACCACCAGCCCCCCGGAAUUCGCGCAAAUCACAGAAGCUCCCUAGCCGCCGGCGAGCACUCGUGCGCUCCCCUGGAAGCGGCGGAGGCGGCGGCGGAGCCCGCCUCUCUGCCGGCGCCGGCGAUGGGCAACUCACUGGGGUGCUCGGCUUCCGGCGAGCGGCUCGUCUCGGCGGCGCGCGACGGGGACGCCAUCGAGGCGCGGAUGCUGCUGGAGCUCAGCCCCGCGCUCGCGCGCUACUCCACCUUCGGCGGCCUCAACACUCCGCUACACUUCGCCGCCGCCAAGGGCCAUCUCGACAUUGUCACGAUGCUGCUGGAGAAAGGCGCUGACGUUAACGCGCGCAACUACUGCGGCCAGACUGCGCUGAUGCAUGCUUGUCGGCAUGGGCACUGGGAGGUGGUGCAGAUGCUUCUUCUAUUUAGAUGCAAUGUUACUAGGGCAGAUUACUUGAGUGGUCGAACAGCACUGCAUUUUGCUGCACAUGAUGGAUUUGUUCGGUGUAUUAGGCUUUUAGUUGCAGACUUUGUCCCGAGUGUGGCCUUGGAGGAUAUUGCUUCUUCUGUGGUGGAUGGUGGUGAUUGCCAGACAAACAGUGGGAGCAGUCCUAAUUCAUCGUCGGGGCAGAAGUUUAAUGAAUCGGCCCGUGUGAGGUACAUCAACAAACCUGCAGAUGGUGGUGUUACAGCACUUCACAUGGCAGCAUUGAACGGUCACUUAGAUUGCAUGCAGUUGUUGAUUGACUUGGGCGCUAAUGUCUCAGCUGUCUCAUUCCCCUAUGGCACUACUGCAAAUUUGAUAGGAGCUGGCAGUACACCGUUGCAUUAUGCAGCAGGUGGGGGGAAACAAGAAUGCUGUGAGCUACUAAUAUCAAAAGGCGCUAGCAGGUUGACACUCAAUUGCAAUGGGUGGCUUCCCGUUGAUGUUGCUAGAAUAUUUGGACGGCGCUCUUUGGAGCCAUUACUUUCUCCAAAUUCACACUCGAAUGUCCCUGUAUUUCAACUGUCCAGUUAUCUUGCCUUGCCACUCAUGAGUAUACUUAAUAUAGCCAGAGAAUUUGGGUUGCAGCAUACCACACCCUCGAUUGAUGAUAAUGAUCUAUGUUCAGUUUGUCUAGAAAGGUCUUGUUCUGUUACUGCUGAAGGUUGCAGUCAUGAAUUCUGCAUCAAAUGUGCUCUCUACCUCUGCUCAACCAGCAACAUCCGUGUCGAGUUCACAGGCCCACCUGGGUCCAUCCCGUGCCCUCUUUGUCGGAACGGCAUAAUGUCUUUCACCAAGUUACCAAGCACACCAACAGAAGGGCUUAAAUCAGGUUCAGCGCUCACAUUCUGCAACCCAUGCAUACUGAACGCCCGGUCCAUGGACUCGCCAGCCACUUUCUCCAAAGCUGAAAUCAGACGGAACCGUGUGGCAGCUGUCUCUUCGGAGCUGGUCUGUCCAAUCACCUGCAGCCCAUUCCCGUCGUCCGCCCUCCCAACCUGCAGGUGCAGCGACGACGAUCCAUGCGGCGAUACAGACGUGCAGGAUGGUCCCGAGUUCCAGUCUCCCCGGCCCUCGCACAGCGCAAGCAUGGAGCUGGACAAGAGGGGGGAGGGGGAUCUAGACCGGGCCAGUUGCUCAGGCAUGUUCUGGAGCCGAAGAAGCUGUCACAGGGAGCAGCAGUGUGAUGCGGAGAUCAACGCUUGAUUCUUUAUCUGUGGUUCUGAAUUAAGUUUGGAUUCGUAGCAGCUCCAACGCGGGAGAUGAGCAGCGGUUGUUUUUUCCACCCCAGCUAUGUUCCUUCCUCCUAUCUACAGCCAAUGUUUUCUUGAUUGGUGAAAUGCUGCUGCGUCCUUUGCAGCCGUAGCGUGUGUGUUGUAACAGUUUUGUUACUAUGGUUCAUGUGUACCUGUGAAUCUAGAUAGCCUUCGAAGUUGCUAGCCAGUUACGGUUCUUUGUAGCUGUAUGUAAAUUGCAGAUCUGGAUGGAAUUACUUUCUGUCCCUGAUGAUAAAUAUUUAUAUACAACGAGUGAA
This is a messenger RNA of Zea mays, 2115 nucleotides long. RefSeq lists its product as uncharacterized. Lineage: Eukaryota; Viridiplantae; Streptophyta; Magnoliopsida; Poales; Poaceae. Gene Ontology annotation, molecular function: protein binding. The transcript has 10 exons. The coding region runs from base 225 to 1787 and encodes 520 amino acids. The record is from RefSeq and is marked validated.